GCCAAGUGCAUACGGCUGUUAUGGGUGCAAAUAAUUAAUAAUCUCUCAUUCCUUAAGUCUUUCGUAUCACUUACAUUGCAGUUAAAUACGAUUCCCGUAGAUGGCUGUACCAAAGUAACCACUGGCAUGUGAGGCCGUUGGCCUUCUUCGUCGUUCUUUUGAGAACCUUGAGAAGCUGGUCAGCUGUGGAAUCGCCUUGCACAAGAGCGAGAUAACUAAACAAGUCGACAAAAUAUUUUGAAGAAGCUAGAAGGCGUAACAGAGCUCAGCUCAUCCCUUGAGUCUGUAUCGAGUGGACGUGUCAAACGUAGAAAAAAGGAAUUUGACGUCAUUUCUCUAACAGAUAUUACACCUUUUGGAGUUCUGGAGCAAAAUGGAGAAUAGAGAUAUGGCAAAUCCAUAUAAUACUGUCAAGUGUACACUGUCUGUCAAUGACAAAGCAUAUUCUUACUUCAAUCUCCGAAGCGUUGACCCAGAAAAAUACGAUAAAUUGCCCUUUUCUAUCCGAAUUUUACUUGAGUCUGGAGUUCGGAAUUGUGAUGGUUUUCACAUUACCAAAGAAGAUGUUGAAAAGAUAUAUAACUGGGAACUUCAUCAAAAGAGUGAAGAGACAAUUGAGGUUUCAUUCAAACCUUCUAGAGUUAUCUUACAAGAUUUCACUGGGGUUCCUGCUCUCGUGGAUUUUGCUGCCAUGAGAGAUGCUGUAAAUCAAUUUGGGGGAAACCCUUUGACCAUCAAUCCAAUAUGCCCUGCAGACCUGGUGAUUGAUCACUCAGUUCAAGUUGACUUUUCCCGCAGUGCAAAAGACACAGCAGCAGCUACAGACUUCGGAUGCCCGCCCACUCAGCGAGUUCUAGAUUUAGAAGACACUCCGGCUUACGGUAGCUUGAUGUCUCAUGCGGCACGCCAUCGCUUACCAGUUUUCGUAAAUCUGAAAGUCGACUCUUCGAAUACCAAUGAUACGAUUGGUGGGCGGGGCACUCCUCAUUGGACUGGUGAGAUGGCGAAUCGUACCACGAAAUCUUGUCAUUCUAUCGAACAAUCACCGGCUUUUACCAGAAGUGUGAACAAAGGAUCGGGAUCUAGUGUUCUACGAAGACGUGUCUCGCCUAUUCCGACUAUGUGUGGACAUCAUUGCGAUGGCGUGACCUGCUUGCUCUCCGCGGCGAGCGUCAUCGAAGCCCCGUGUCUUAAAGUCGAAGAAACCAAAAAAAACCUUGACAAAUGUCUCAGUUUGUCGGGAAUCCCGAUUCCGGACCGACUUUGCCAGACUUUGACGGACCGACUUUGCCCGUUCCAUCACAUUCCCUCUUUGUGGUCAGACGCGUUGGAGAAAAAUCAAGAUUUGGAGUUUGAACGCAACAAGGAGCGUUUCGCCUUCUUGAAAUGGGGUGCUCAAAGCUUCAAGAAUAUGAUCGUAGUUCCGCCGGGAUCGGGCAUCGUUCAUCAAGUGAACUUGGAAUAUCUCGCUCGCGUUGUCUUCGACAAAGAUGGCCUUCUUUAUCCCGACUCGGUUGUUGGAACAGAUUCGCAUACGACCAUGAUUAACGGGUUAGGAGUCGUCGGAUGGGGAGUUGGAGGCAUUGAAGCUGAAGCGGUUAUGCUAGGACAAGCUAUUUCAAUGGUUUUGCCUCAGGUCAUUGGAUACCGGAUUACUGGGCAUUUGAGCCAAUUGGCUACAUCCACUGAUGUUGUCCUGACUGUCACGAAACAUCUCCGCCAGGUUGGCGUGGUCGGCAAGUUUGUGGAAUUUUUCGGGCCUGGUGUUAAUGAACUGUCAAUUGCCGACCGUGCAACGAUCAGUAACAUGUGCCCUGAAUAUGGAGCAACAGUUGGUUAUUUUCCCGUUGACGAGAAAACAAUCGCAUACCUACGGCAGACGAACCGAUCGGCGGAACAAGUUGCUUACGUUGAAUCAUAUAUGAAGGCUGCCAGCAUGUUCAGAGAUUUUAAUAACAGUGCUCAGGAUCCCGUUUUUACUCAAAUUUACGAACUUGAUCUGAGCACAGUCGUUCCAUCACUCUCUGGUCCUAAGCGUCCACAAGAUCGUAUUGCUCAAUCAGACUUCAAAUUAGACUUCAGUCAAUGCUUAAGUAGUAAGGUUGGUUUCAAAGGAUUCGGUAUUGCGGAAGAAAAGUUGAACGCGAGCGCAUCUUUUGAAUAUGAAGGAUCAACGUAUACUCUUCGGCAUGGUUCCGUGGUUAUUGCCGCAAUAACGAGCUGCACUAAUACCAGUAAUCCAUCUGUUAUGCUGGGGGCCGGGCUUUUGGCCAAAAAAGCUGUUGAAGCGGGAUUAGAGGUUGCACCUUAUAUAAAGACGUCGUUAUCUCCUGGGAGUGGUGUUGUCACGUACUACUUGAAGGAGUCGGGAGUUAUUCCGGCUUUAGAAAAACUAGGAUUCAAUAUUGUUGGAUAUGGAUGUAUGACUUGCAUCGGAAAUAGUGGUCCGCUUCCUGAAUCCGUAGUGGAAGCUAUUGAGAAGAACGACCUGGUAUGCUGCGGUAUUUUGUCCGGCAACCGGAAUUUCGAAGGCAGGAUACAUCCAAAUACUCGAGCUAACUAUCUAGCGUCUCCAUUGUUAGUCGUGGCAUAUGCCAUCGCAGGGACGGUUGAUAUUGACUUUGAAAUUCAGCCGCUCGGUUAUUCUCCGGAUAAUAGGCCCGUCUUUUUACGAGACAUUUAUCCAACCCGGAAAGAAAUCCAAGCUGUCGAACAGCAGUUCGUUAUUCCUGCCAUGUUUCAGCAAGUCUAUUCUCGUAUCACUAAAGGAAGUGACUCAUGGAACAAGCUUGAAGCUCCCCAAUACGAUCUUUAUCCAUGGAAUGAAUCUUCGACGUACAUUAAAAAACCACCAUUUUUUGACGACAUGACCAAGGACAUUCCUUCGAUCCAGAGUAUUAAAGAAGCUCAUGCUCUGCUUUUUCUGGGCGACUCUGUUACAACCGAUCACAUUUCUCCGGCUGGCAGCAUUGCACGCAAUAGCCCUGCUGCUCGAUAUUUAGCUGCUCGCGGGUUGUCUCCGCGAGAAUUCAAUUCGUAUGGAGCUCGUCGCGGAAACGAUGAAAUCAUGGCUCGUGGAACUUUUGCAAACAUUCGUCUAAUUAAUAAUUUAGUGUCCAAACCUGGUCCGCGCACUAUUCACAUUCCAUCAGGAGAAGAAAUGGACAUAUUCGAUGCUGCCGAGCGCUAUCGUAAAGAUAAAUGCAAUUUAAUUGUUUUAGCGGGAAAAGAAUACGGUACGGGCUCUUCCCGCGAUUGGGCAGCAAAAGGUCCAUGGAAACUUGGAAUAACUGCCGUUAUUGCGGAAUCUUUUGAGCGGAUCCAUCGAUCGAAUUUAGUUGGAAUGGGGAUCCUCCCAUUGCAAUUUCUUGAGGGACAGCAAGCCAAAUCUCUUGGUCUCACUGGAAGGGAAAAAUUUACUAUCAAUAUUCACGCCGAUAUUAAACCGGGCCAAUUAGUUGAAGUUCAGGUUGGUGAAAGUGGCAGUUUUCAGACACAGCUGAGAAUUGAUACUGAAGUGGAACUUGCCUAUUUCAUAAACAGAGGCAUUCUAAACUAUAUGGUUAGAAAGCUUGCCUGAACAGAGCUUUACUGAGUGAUGUAAUAUCCAACUUUUGAUUGUUUGGAUUGGUUUUUGGGAUAAAAUUGCUCACUUUUUAGUUUUGUUAUUUUCUUAUCUUUAUGUCUAAGCGGUUAUAAUAUACAAGAAAAAUUA
Messenger RNA from Daphnia pulex (common water flea), 3715 nucleotides. Its product is annotated as cytoplasmic aconitate hydratase-like. The transcript has 21 exons. Gene Ontology annotation, cellular component: mitochondrion; cytosol. Gene Ontology annotation, molecular function: aconitate hydratase activity; 4 iron, 4 sulfur cluster binding. The coding region runs from base 374 to 3580 and encodes 1068 amino acids. Lineage: Eukaryota; Metazoa; Arthropoda; Branchiopoda; Diplostraca; Daphniidae. Gene Ontology annotation, biological process: citrate metabolic process; tricarboxylic acid cycle. The record is from RefSeq and is a predicted model, not a curated record.